Molecule: messenger RNA, 2487 nt
Organism: Fundulus heteroclitus (mummichog)
Lineage: Eukaryota; Metazoa; Chordata; Actinopteri; Cyprinodontiformes; Fundulidae
Gene: khdrbs1a
Product: KH domain containing, RNA binding, signal transduction associated 1a
Exons: 9
Coding region: 247-1362 (371 amino acids)
Biological process (GO): regulation of alternative mRNA splicing, via spliceosome
Cellular component (GO): nucleus
Molecular function (GO): poly(A) binding; mRNA binding
Source: RefSeq, a predicted model, not a curated record
UGCGCCAUCCCUCCUUUGUCUGCUGACGAGAGGCACCGGCCGGGAUCACCGCUCCGCUGGCUGUUCAUAUUUUCCUUGCCUAAAUUACCUUUAAGCAAAGAAAUAAGCUAGAUCCACAGAGUUUGAUUCGACAAACCAGUUGCGAGGGAGGUUUGAGUCAAGCGACUGCAGGAAAAAAAACAACAAAAAAAAACAAGCAACCGUGAGUCCGCCAUAGUCGAGCCUUGGCAAAGAAAGAAAAUCAAAAUGGAAGACACUAAGUAUCUCCCGGAGCUGCUGGCUGAGAAGGACAGCCUGGAUUCAUCGUUCACACACGCCAUGAAACUCAUCACCGCAGAGAUCGAGAGGAUCCAGAAAGGUGAGCCCAAGAAAGGAGUGGAUAAGGAGACUUACCUGGACCUGUUUGCCACCAAAAGUAUGAAAUUGAAGGAGCGGGUUCUCAUUCCAACCAAGCAGUACCCGAGGGUGAACUUUGUCGGAAAGCUUCUGGGGCCCCAGGGGAGCACGAUCAAGAGGCUCCAGGAGGAAACGGGGGCAAAGAUCUCGGUUUUGGGAAAAGGCUCCAUGAGAGACAAGAACAAGGAGGAAGAACUGAGGAAGGGUGGCGAGUCAAAAUACGCUCACCUGGCCAUGGAGCUGCACGUGUUCAUCGAGGUUACGGCGCCCAUUCCAGAGGCUUAUCUGCGUAUGGCUCAUGCCAUGGAUGAAGUCAAGAAGUUCCUGAUCCCGGAGCCCGGCGAGCACGACCCCUACAUGGACCCUCAGUUCCUGAACGGGUCCCAGGACGGUUCCGGAAGAGGCCGGGGUGGUCUUGGAAGGGGCCGAGGUGGACCCCCUGGUGCAGGAGGACCAAGGGGGCGAGGGAUGCCACGGGGAACACUAAGGGGAGCUAUGCGUGGAGGAGCACCUCGUGGGGGACCAACACGCGGCAGCGCACCCAGAGGGGCCCCGACUGGUAGAGGAGGUCUAGCCUCUGCUCCUUCCAGGGGGGGAGCCUCUACUCGCUCCAGGCCACCUUCCUCUGGUGCUCCGAGGAUGCUCCCCUCCUCAGCCAUGUCCCACCAAGGGGGUCCUUCAGGCUCCCAGCCCAAACCUGAUGCUUAUGAUGAAUAUGGUUCAUAUGAGGAGCCUUAUGCAGAAUCUGCCUAUGAGGGAUAUGAUAGCUAUUACAGUCAGCAGCCUGCUCCAGCGGAUACUGAGUACUAUGAUUACGGCCACGGUGAAGCCCAGGAGCCAUCAUACGAGGGUUACGGUCAGGGCGACUGGGACAACUCGUGGUCCAGCUCCGGGGCUGGAGGCAAAGCUCCCCCCACGCGGCAGACGAAGGGCUCAUACAGGGAGCAUCCAUACGGCAGAUACUGAUCAACUACCGGUAGAGAGUUGCCGCGGCAACUGUCUCCGAUUUGUAACAGGCUUAACUUUUCAAAAAGUAAUUUCCCCUCUCGUUUGUUCCCCCCCCCUUUUUUACGGUUUGUUUUAGUUCUAUUUUUUUUUAAAACUUUAAAGACAUUUGGUUGGAUGUAUUAGUGCCAGACGAAACACAAGAGCAGAGGGGUUAUUUUUUUUCAUUGUUUUAUCUGUUUCCAUUUAAUGUUUCAGUUGCGUUGUAAAGAAUAGGUCACUUAAACUUAACAGAUGGGUAAAAAGGUGACACUUUAGUGUAUUUGAUGGCUAUUUCAAUUACUGGUUAACUGUGAUUGUGGCGAUUCAACUCUACCGUAUAGGCUGCAUUCUCAAAAGUCCUUCAUGACUGGACAAUAAUUGCUCUUAAUGCUUCAGUAUAAGUUUAUACGUAUGCCUAAAACAAAUUUAAACACAGCCGUAAGAUAUUCUGAUCAACAUCAAACACCUCAUAUUUGUAUUCACCGUUGCAAAUCGAAUUUUCACCUAAAAUAUUGUAGAAAUCCAUAUUUCUGCCACCUUUACAAUUGGUAUGUUAAGCCGUUCUGUAACGGGCAAAACUUAAUCCUGAUCUAAUUUUAUUUUUUUGUUAAGUUUGAAGGAUCUAAGAAAGGCUGCAGCCACAUCAAUAUUUUGUACAUAACCUUAGGAUAACUGUGUAUGCUUUAAGUCGUGCCGUCUCCAAAAUGCUUAAUGCUUGUGUACCUUUUUGACUAAAUAGUUAUACUAAACAUAUCCCAAAAUGUUUUUCUGCAGUUCGUGUUUCAAUAAAGUUUCUAGUUUCAUUUUAAUCAAUCUAAACUUGGUAUUUUUGCCUUUAUUGUACCAACGGGUUGCCUUCACUUUGUGAAACUGGUCCUCGAUGGCUCCCCAAUGCUGAUUUAAGCUUGUAUGUAUACACGCCAGCCUGACGUGAAUUUGAUAAUUACAUAUAUUAAAAAAAAGACAAGCAGUGUUAUUUUUUAUUUUAUUUUUUUGCCGGAUGAGCUCACCCUUUUCGUCUUGUUUCUCCCAAACUAGAUGACACUUGUAAUGCCACCUUCAAAAGAAAAAAAAAACGCAAAAUAAAGCUCAUUCCUGAGAUUA